AGUGGUGGGGAGCCGUCGGCUACGGGUAGGGCGCAGGGGAAGCUUGCCGCCAAUUCGAGCGACUGUUGGUGGGGUGAAAGCGCGGGUUAGCAGCCGGGACACGCCAACCGUUGGAUUCAGUAAGCGAACGGCUUUGAACGGCCACGAACGUGUUUUUCGUUCUUCGGUUCCCGCGCAUGCAUAUAUACGAUAUACGACAUAUAUAUGUACUACUCGAGACUGACCCGCGUGAAACAACAUCGUCGUCGAGAGUACUCAGUCGGUGAUCGGCGACGACGUGACAGUAACCAGAUCGUACAGCCGCGACACAGAUCCGCUUUUCGAGUACACCAUCCGUCACCAUCGCAUCCACCAUCAUCAACUCCACCACCAACACCAAACCACCCACCAACAUCCACCAACAACAACAACAACCACACCCGGCUCCAAAAAGUACCUUCAUCCUGCUCUUCGCCCGCAUUUCGAUUUCGGUUUUCCAUCUUCGUUCCCGCAACUGUGGCUUUAAUCAAUCAAACUGGAUUCCAACAAGCAGUACGUGUCGCGAUUACAUCGCGGCUACCGGAGGCUUAAGAAACUAUUCAAGCGAGUGCGUUGUCGGCGCGCGAGCAAACCAUCAGAAUCAAUUGCAUCCGGUCGGUGGAAUCUGAAACGAUCCGCCUUUCGGUUGCAGCGUGUGGCGAACCAGGCGCUUACCGUUUCGCCACAGCCGGCAGUAACGGUGGAGGGGCCGGUGUCUAAAAUGUCUCCACCGACGAACGACGUGACCAACGGUGUGGUAGCGCCACCCAGCACCCUGGCGCCCCGGGUUCCACCGACCGCGAACCCGUCUCUGACCACCAUUAACCCACCGACGCACAAGCGUACUCCGAAGGAUUUCAUCUUUGGCAAAGUGAUCGGCGAGGGAAGCUUCUCCACCGUUUACCUUGCCAAGGACAUCCACAGCAGCAAGGAGUACGCGAUCAAGGUGUGCGACAAGCGUCACAUAAUCAAGGAGAAAAAGACCGAGUACGUGAAGCGCGAGAAGGAGGUGCUGAACAUGCUCGCGGGCGCCAAGCACUCGUUCGUGCGUCUGUUCUGCACCUUCCAGGACAUGGAGAGACUCUAUUUCGUCCUGUCGUACGCUAAGAACGGCGAGCUCCUGCCCUAUAUCAACAAGGUGGGCUCCUUCGACAUCGAGUGCACCAAGUUCUACUCGGCGGAGAUCCUGCGUGGUCUCGAGUACCUGCACGGGCUCGGCAUCAUUCAUCGGGAUCUCAAGCCGGAGAACAUCCUGCUGGACGAGAAGAUGCACGUGCUCAUCACCGACUUUGGCAGCGCAAAGAUCCUCAAGGAGGACCCGGAGACGGUAAUGACGCAUCCUGCUUCGGACGACACAGAGCAGGAGCAAGAGCAAUACUGCAGGGAACGCAGGGGCUCCUUCGUCGGUACCGCUCAGUACGUAUCACCCGAGCUCCUGAUCGAGAAGAGGGCGAGCAGGGCGUCCGAUCUUUGGGCCCUGGGCUGCAUCGUCUACCAAAUGGUCGCCGGUCUGCCACCUUUCCGCUCCAGGAGCGAGUACAUGAUAUUCCAGAAGAUCCUGAAACUCGAGUACGAGAUACCGGACGGUUUCUGCGAGCUGGCGAGAUCUCUCGUCAGCCAGCUGCUGGUCCUGGAGCCAUCGGGACGAUUGGGCGCUCAGGACGAGCACGGCGCCGGUUAUCCUAGCAUCAGGGCGCAUCCUUUCUUCGAGGGCGUCGACUUCGAGACCCUCCACGAGCAGACACCGCCACCGAUUUAUCCGUAUCUACCUGGCACGUCGGAGCACGAGGAGCUUAGGUCGCAGUACAAGGUGCCAGAUAAUCUUGAACCCGGCCUCGACGAUAAGCAGCUCACCAGACUCCUCGGGCUGGGCAUCGGCGAAGACACUGACGACGACGACGACACCACUACCGAGACCGGCGCGGAGCAGCACGCCGCCAAGCCCGUCAGCAAAACCGCAGCCGUGGAGAACCCGAGGCGGCGGACCAACACCGACGGCAACAUCGCCGAUCUCACGCCGGAGGAAGUCAGGAAACGGCUGGAGUCGCAGCACGCGAGUCCCUGGCGCAAGAUCGUCAAAGACAAUCUCAUAGUGAAGCAGGGUUUCGUCAACAAAAGAAAAGGCCUCUUCGCCAGGCGGAGAAUGCUCCUGCUCACCACCGGACCACACUUAUACUACGUCGAACCCAUGAGCCAAUCGCUCAAAGGCGAGAUACCCUGGAGUCCCGAGCUGAGGGUAGAGCCGAAGAAUUUCAAGAUCUUCUUCGUCCAUACGCCAAACAGGACAUACUAUCUCGAAGAUCCCGAGGGAUUCGCAUUGGAAUGGUGCAAAGCUAUCGAGGAGAUGCGAGUCCACUAUUACGGCCUGCGAGAGACCGCCGCUUGAAGAGAGAGAGAGAGAGAGAGAGAGAGAGAGAGAGAGAGAGAGAGAGAGAGAGAGAGAGAGAGAG
Molecule: messenger RNA, 2468 nt
Organism: Harpegnathos saltator (Jerdon's jumping ant)
Lineage: Eukaryota; Metazoa; Arthropoda; Insecta; Hymenoptera; Formicidae
Gene: Pdk1
Product: Phosphoinositide-dependent kinase 1
Exons: 4
Coding region: 740-2404 (554 amino acids)
Biological process (GO): peptidyl-serine phosphorylation; intracellular signal transduction
Molecular function (GO): protein serine/threonine kinase activity; ATP binding
Source: RefSeq, a predicted model, not a curated record